Messenger RNA from Pyricularia oryzae 70-15, 222 nucleotides. RefSeq lists its product as uncharacterized. Lineage: Eukaryota; Fungi; Ascomycota; Sordariomycetes; Magnaporthales; Pyriculariaceae. Bases 1 to 222 code for a protein of 73 amino acids. The transcript has 3 exons. The record is from RefSeq and is a predicted model, not a curated record.
AUGUUUCUGGGAAUUAAAAAUAGCUUUAUGCAACAAACGGCCGUUGGGCGCAAAACGGUGGCAAAAGUUUUCACUGCUUCGUGGCAAAAUUCCGGUCACAUUUCCAACACAGAAUGGGACAAAUUUGGCCGGAGGUGGGUGCUCGUCAGUCUAGCCCUUAUUUUUGGGAUUGGGGCAACUGGUGCCAUGUUACAAGGUGGUGCUGGUGGUGCAGCAUUGUAA